GGAAGCCCUCGAGCAACAACAACUCCGCCAUACUUUGAAAACUUCAACGCUUUACAUAAGGCCACGAAUAAUGUUUUUUAACUGCACUCUGUUAUCACCGAGGGAUUAAGGGGUGAAAAUCACAAUUCCAGGCGGUUUUCACGACUAGUAGCCAGCGUCACGAUUUUCUUUGCGCAUACAUUGAAUGUCUCAGAAGAAGAUGGCUGCGCCUUGUAGACGGAUGGCGAGUCGGUCUCUCGUACAGUUUAUCUCCUGUUUUAGCAGGACAGCGGUCGGGAACACGGGCUUCCGUCCGUUCUCCUGCUCUUCUGUUCGUCGGGCGACUUUGGAGACCAAAAGUGUGCCAGAAAGAGCGCGUUCUCCGUGGUCUUUAACGGCAGCGGUGUGUCUGCAGCGGCUGCCGGUCAUCACAGCGGAUUACACCCCGAUGGAGCAGCUCUUCAGAGACAUGAUUCAGCAGGUGGAGCUGGAGAAAAGCUUGCUGUCAGAGCACGAGCUGCGUCUGCUGCAGGACGCUGAGAGACUGAGUCGCAAGCAGGCGGGCGACUAUGACUCAGACGAAGAGGACAACCACAAGGACCAGGAUAUCUUGUUGGCUCAGGACCUGGAAGACAUGUGGGAGCAGAAGCUGAAAGACUUCCAGCCAGCGCCGAGGGUCAUAGAUGAUGUAGAUAAGGACCUGACCUCACUGGAGCGCUGCCUGGCCAACUCGCUGACUCUUCUGGCUGAGCAGCAGGUCGCCGGUGAGAAGCUGUGGCUGCUGCCUCAGGCUCAGUGGCAGGAGGGAGAGACGCUGCGGCAGACGGCCGAGAGAGCCCUCGCUUCCUUGCCAGCUGAUUUCAAGGCGACUUUCCUCAGCAACGCCCCCUGCGGAGUCUACAAGUACAAACUGCCCAAAGCUGUUAGGACGGAGAGCUUGGUGGGAACAAAGGUGUUCUUCUUCAAAGCCAUUCUGUCAGACAGAGCUCACCCUGCAGCUCCAAACGCUUCUUUUCUGUGGCUGAAGAAAAGCGAACUGCAGAGCUUCCUGAAACCAGCGUACAUGAUGAAGGUUGAGCGCAUCGUCCUCCAACUGUGACACUUGAACACAGAACAGGGACACAGGCUUACAGAACAAUAUUUAUGAGGCCCAGAAAUGUAUCUGUCGUCUUAUAUCAUAAAAUGUUCUUUCACUCAAUUUAUGUGUUUAAUUGUAUAAAUAAAUAGUUUUUCCACACAAA
Molecule: messenger RNA, 1220 nt
Organism: Dicentrarchus labrax (European seabass)
Lineage: Eukaryota; Metazoa; Chordata; Actinopteri; Moronidae
Gene: mrpl46
Product: mitochondrial ribosomal protein L46
Exons: 4
Coding region: 185-1078 (297 amino acids)
Cellular component (GO): mitochondrial large ribosomal subunit
Molecular function (GO): structural constituent of ribosome
Source: RefSeq, a predicted model, not a curated record